GGUAGAUCCCUGAGGAGUCGGCGGACGGCAGAGAUCAACAUGGCAGACGGACCCGAGAGUGUCGCUGCGAUCAAGGAGAGGGCGGCUAUCAAGGCAGCCAUCAAGAGGGAGUACCAAAAACAGGUGCUCAACCCGUACCGCCACGGGUCGGGGGAGGGAGGCGCCCUGUUUGACCCAGCCCUGCAGCGGUUCAUGUCCAUGCGAGCCACACAAUAUGACUUCUUCCGGCCAACCCCCAAGACUUCACUCAUCGGCACCUUCCUGAUCGUUGUGCCCAUCAUUGGCUAUGGCUUGCUGCUGAAGAGGGACAAGGAUCAGUUUGAGAAGAAGAUCAGGACUGGCCAGGUGGCGUAUGCUGACCGUGAAUUCAAGUUCUAUUAAGGGAGUGUGAGGGUGUACCUUGUUUACAUUGAGAAAAUAUAAACAUCACCUUUUUCUUAUGUUAACAGGAAAAUUGUACAGUAUAUUAUGUAUUAAUAAAUUAUAGAUUUCA
Molecule: messenger RNA, 493 nt
Organism: Portunus trituberculatus (swimming crab)
Lineage: Eukaryota; Metazoa; Arthropoda; Malacostraca; Decapoda; Portunidae
Gene: ND-B15
Product: NADH dehydrogenase [ubiquinone] 1 beta subcomplex subunit 4-like
Exons: 3
Coding region: 40-381 (113 amino acids)
Cellular component (GO): mitochondrion
Source: RefSeq, a predicted model, not a curated record